CCGCGCUUCACCGGGUGGAGAGGAGAGAGGAGAGGGAGGAAGCGGCUUCGUCUCCUCUCACCUGCACAGUGUCAACCUCAACUCCACCAAAACUACCUGCUCUGCGUUUUGUUUCCCCCCCUCUCUUUUUAUUUUUUGAGUUUCCCCUCUAACUCAAGACGGGAGAUGCACUCUGGACCAGCUGAAUUCUCUUCUCUCGAGGGCGAUAACUUCCAGGUUUCCCCGGAGGAUCUGUGACCUGUCAUCACCUCUCCCAGCGAGUGUGUGUAUCUGAGCACAGCGGCACUUCUGUCACUUCGUGCUUCGAGAGCCCCCUCAGCAGCCGCGAGAACCACCCAGGGACCACAGGCUGUAAGAUUAGAGUGAAGGAUGAGGUCAACGGUGGUGCUGCUGGCCCUGUUUCACGUUCUGGGCUUCACCACAAGUGUGUUGAGUCUCAACCCGGAUGACCCCAACGUCUGCAGCCACUGGGAGAGCUACGCUGUGACUGUCCAGGAAUCCUACGCUCACCCAUUUGACCAGAUCUAUUACACCAGAUGUACCGACAUCCUCAACUGGUUUAAAUGCACACGACACAGGAUCAGCUAUAAGACGGCUUACCGGCGGGGAGUGAGGACCAUGUAUAGGCGUCGCUCGCAGUGUUGCCCUGGUUACUUUGAGAGCGGAGACUUGUGCGUUCCUCUGUGUACAGAGGAGUGUUUCCACGGUCGCUGCGUGUCUCCUGAUACAUGCCAGUGCGAGCCUGGAUGGGGAGGACUGGACUGCUCCAGUGGCUGUGAGAGCGACUACUGGGGACCUCACUGCAGUAAUCGGUGCCAAUGCCAAAAUGGGGCUAAGUGCAACCCCAUCACAGGCGCCUGUGUCUGCACUGAUGGCUACCAGGGAUGGCGUUGUGAGGAGCCCUGUGAGCACGGUUACUAUGGCAAGAUGUGCCAGUUACCCUGCCAGUGUCUCAAUGGUGCCACCUGCAACCACGAGACAGGAGAGUGCAUCUGUGCACCGGGAUACACAGGGGCUUUCUGUGGAGAGCGAUGCCCCUCCGGUAGUCACGGGCCUCAGUGUGAACAGCGCUGCCCCUGUCAGAACGGAGGAACGUGUCACCACAUCACUGGAGAUUGUUCCUGCCCUGCUGGGUGGACGGGUUCAGUUUGUGCCCAGCCCUGCCCUCUUGGCAAGUACGGCAUCAACUGCAGCAAAGACUGUUCCUGCCGUAACGGCGGACUGUGUGACCACAUCACGGGGCAGUGCCAAUGUGCAGCUGGCUUCAGUGGACGCAGAUGUCAGGAGGACUGUCCCGUGGGCACCUAUGGUCCGCAAUGUAACCAGAGGUGUGAGUGUCAGAAUGGAGCCAAGUGUCAUCAUAUCAAUGGAGCUUGCCUGUGUGAAACAGGGUUUAAAGGCCCUAAUUGCCAAGAGAGAUUCUGUCCACCCGGCCUGUACGGUCUCAUCUGUGACAAGUACUGCCCCUGUAAUGCCACCAACACCGUGAGCUGCCAUCCGCUUUCUGGUGAAUGCACCUGCUCGGCCGGAUGGACAGGGCUUUACUGUAAUGAGAGCUGCCCGCCUGGAUACUACGGAGAGGGAUGCAUGCUGUCUUGCAGCUGUGCCAACGGAGCUGACUGUCAUCCUGUCACAGGCGCCUGUAUUUGUGCCCCUGGGUUCAUGGGUGAGGACUGUGCUACAGUGUGUCCCCCUGGUCUAUUUGGACCAAGCUGUAUGUCCACCUGCUCCUGCCAUAAUCACGCAUCCUGCUCUGCUGUCGAUGGCUCCUGCAUCUGCAGGGAAGGCUGGCAGGGUGUUGACUGCUCCAUCCUCUGCUCCAGCGGUAUGUGGGGUCUGGGCUGUAAUCAGACAUGCUUAUGUAGCAAUGGAGCUGCAUGUGACCCUAUAGAUGGCACCUGUACAUGUUCUCCAGGAUGGAGGGGAGAACAUUGUGACGACUCCUGCCCUGAUGGCACCUACGGACUGGAGUGUCGGGAGCGCUGUGACUGCAGCCAUGCUGACGGCUGUGAUCCAGUGAGCGGCUACUGUCGCUGCUACCCUGGAUGGACAGGAAUCCACUGUGAUAAUGUGUGCCCACAAGGCUUCUGGGGACCCAACUGUUCAGUCAGCUGCUCCUGUCAGAACGGAGGAUCCUGCUCUCCAGAGGACGGUACAUGUGUGUGCGCACCUGGAUACAGAGGAACCUCCUGCAAAAGAACCUGCUCUCCAGGGUUCUACGGCCACCGUUGCAGCCAGUCGUGUCCCCAGUGCGUCCACAGCACCGGGCCCUGCCAUCAUAUCACGGGCCACUGUGAGUGCCUGUCCGGCUUCUCUGGUUCCCUGUGCAACCAAGUGUGUCCGAGCGGCCGGUAUGGCAGAGCGUGCGCUGAGAUCUGCCUCUGCACCAACAACGGCACCUGCAACCCCAUUGACGGCUCCUGCCAGUGCUUCCCGGGCUGGAUAGGAGAUGAUUGCUCUCAGGCCUGUCCCUCUGGGCACUGGGGCCCUGAUUGUCUCAACUCGUGUAACUGUCACAACGGAGCCCAGUGCAGUGCCUAUGAUGGGGAGUGCAGGUGCAGCCCAGGCUGGACCGGUCUCUACUGCACACAGCGCUGUCCUUCAGGGUUCUACGGCAGAGACUGCUCCGAAGUCUGUCGCUGUCAAAACGGGGCAGAUUGUGAUCACAUCUCCGGCCAGUGUGCUUGCCGAACCGGCUUCACUGGAACGGGCUGCGAGCAGAAGUGUCCUGCUGGUACAUUUGGAUACGGCUGCCAGCAGCUGUGUGAGUGCCUGAACAAUGCUACCUGUGACUAUGUGACUGGAACAUGCUACUGCAGCCCUGGAUAUAAAGGCAUCCGUUGUGAUCAAGCAGCUCUGAUGAUGGAGGAGCUGAACCCGUACACUAAGAUCAGUCCAGCGAGAGGGUCGGAGCGCCAGUCUGCAGGGGCUGUCAUGGGCAUCAUCUUUCUCCUCCUCAUCAUCAUGGCCAUGCUAAGUCUCUUUGUGUGGUACAGACAGAGGCCGGACAAAGGCCAUGAGAUCCAGCCCAGUGUGUCCUACACACAGGCCAUGCACAUCACCAACACUGACUAUUCUCUGUCUGAGUGUGGCAGCACCGUUGCGAUGAGGACCAGCGCUCCAGAGAUCAGCCAGAGCCAGAACAGCAGCAGCAGCGGCCAGUGUUUCUCCAACCCCAGUUACCACACUGUGGCUCAGUGUAAUGUUGUCUCAACCAUUUCCAGCAACCUGGACGGCACUCUGACCCUCAAAUCAGGCACCCUGAAGAGCAGAAAUGGCUCUGAAUGGAGAGCUUACUGCAACCUCAAUGACCUAGAUGUUCAGCAGGGUGAGGCACAGACACAAAGGGGCACCAGAAAAGAUUACAUCAAGGGCUCCAUGUGCAGCAACAGCUCCUGCUCCCUGAAUAGUGAGAAUCCAUACGCCACCAUUAGAGACCCACCAGGGCUGGCUUGCAAGCACACAGAGAGCAGCUAUGUGGAGAUGAAAUCCCCCUCCCACCGUGAAGUGCCCUUUGGAGGCACUGCCACCCUCCUGGGCAGUGCGAGCAGGAAUGUCUAUGAUGUUGAGCCCACGGUGAGCGUCCUGCAGGGACCCAAUGGAAUGGCCACCGGCUUCUCCCAGAGCCCCUAUGACCUUCCCCGCAGCAGCCACAUCCCCAGCCACUAUGACAUACUGCCCAUGCGCCACAGCCCCACACACACCCCGCCACCCCCAGAAAGCCCCAGCUCCCUGCUCUAGAGGGCGCUCCCUCCGCCUGGCCCUGACAGCGUGCCGGCAACUUUGAGCCAACUUUCAAUCGACGGCCCUCCCUUUGUCUCCGUGUGUGUUUGAUUAGAUACUGAGAUGUUGAGAUGGAGGGACAGCCGCAGCUCCUCUGGACACUGCUCUCACUCGCACUCUUUCUGUAGCCCCGAAGGAGGGAGGGGAAGAAAGAGUGCCUCACUCAACAGUGACCAUUCACCCAUUUUAUUUUCUUAUAUAACUGAUCACUCAAACUGCUGCCUGGCCUCUUAAUGGACCUCCUGAAGUGGAAUGUCGUGGUUCCAAACAGUGCUUAGGGGCAGUAUAUAUGGGUUGGGUGGCCAGUUUAUUUACAGGGAGAGAGCUAUACUCGUGCUCAUUUUUAGCCCAUGAUAUAGGUUUACUAUUCAAGAGCAGCCAAGUGUUCAUAAUGUACCCCUAAACAGAGGUGAUUUUCCCCUCAAGAAGGAGCCAUCAUCAUGUCAAAGCAGGACAAGGUUUACGACAUCAGAGGUUCUGGAUUUUCACUGUGUGCAGCAGCUGCAGAUCACAGUACAGCUGACACGACGUACUUAUGAUCAUCUACUCAGAACUGAGGAGAAAGUAGAGAAUAUUUAAAACAUGGAAAGUGGGCCAAGUCUGAGAAAGCAUGGAUACAUAGUAAAAUAUUGUAAUGGUUCUUUAUUCACUGUUAUCCAGUAAUGAUCACACAGAUAAUGCUAAUGUGAUCCCUGUUUGUAACUAAAGAGCUUCUUUAAAUUUUAGUGUUCAUGAGGCCCAGUUUAUCUGGGAAUGUGUUCAGGUCACCAGUGUUCAUGCAUUUCUUGCAUUACUGAGAGUUACACACAUACAGUAAGUAUAAAGUUUGGAUUUUCCCCCACUCUAAUGAAGUGAUCUGAUCUUGUGUUGUUUUCUAUGUGAAAGCUUUUUUUUCUUGCAAAUGUCUUAGUUUACAUUUUUACAGUACUGGGUGUUAAGAAGGGAUUGCUUUGACCUUAUAUGUUUUGUAUUUAUAAAGCUAAUUACUUUAUUAUUUAUUAAUUUAUAUUAGUGAUGGUGUUUUUUUUAAUCAAUGUGACUCUAGAAUUAAAAAAAAGAUGAGCAUGAUCAGAUAAUGGAUACCCACUGUUGUAGAUAACACACAAUUUAUCUUCUUGUGAGAUUAUCAGUGUCAUUUUGUGAACUGUUUUUGAAGUCACUUAAAAUGUUCUCUCUCUCUCUGUUAAAUUGUAAAUUGAAAAUAAGAUUUCAUCUGACCAAUUUAAGACCCACAAAUAUCCUGUGCAGUAUUUAUAAAGGAAACCAUGUGUAUAAAGUCCAUUUCUAAAAUAUUUUAUGUUUGUAUCAGGCUAAUUAACUUCUUUAUUUAUUGAACUGAAUUUACUCAUUCACUAUGUGAAUUCCAUUUCACCCUCUGUAGAAGCAAUAACAUGUUGACAAUCGAUGCACAGACAGCGUUUCAUUAGUGCUGGACAUUAUUCCAUCUUUGACCAGUUUGGUGACAGUGGAUCAUACUUAAUGUGACUUUGUCCUCUGAGGAAGGUUUUUCUAGUUGCUGUCAUAUCAAAGCUGGUUGUUGUUUUUGGUACAUAAGUUUCAGAUUAAACACUUAUUCUGCCAUCCGAAA
This is a messenger RNA of Acanthochromis polyacanthus (spiny chromis), 5371 nucleotides long. It is a transcript of the gene megf11, whose product is annotated as multiple EGF-like-domains 11. Gene Ontology annotation, cellular component: membrane. Gene Ontology annotation, molecular function: protein binding. NCBI's taxonomy places the organism in Eukaryota, Metazoa, Chordata, Actinopteri, Pomacentridae. The record is from RefSeq and is a predicted model, not a curated record.